This is a messenger RNA of Hansenula anomala, 570 nucleotides long. RefSeq lists its product as uncharacterized. The record is from RefSeq and is a predicted model, not a curated record. Lineage: Eukaryota; Fungi; Ascomycota; Saccharomycetes; Phaffomycetales; Wickerhamomycetaceae. Bases 1 to 570 code for a protein of 189 amino acids. The transcript has a single exon.
AUGAAAUUCUCAAUCACUUCUGCCUUCGCUGUCUUUUCAUUAUUAGCUGUUUCUGCUUACGCUGCUCCAGUUGCCGUUGCAGCUCCAGCUCCAGCUCCAGUUGCAAAUGCUGUCGCUGCUCCAUUCGCAGAAUCUGAUCUUGAUAUUGUUAAUGGUGCUGUUGCAAACAUCACUGGUGAAAUUGGUCAAUUAACCAAAAUUUUAACUUCAUCAAAAGCUCCACAUGACACUUUAAACAAAAUUGAUGAUAUUGUUGUCAAAUUAGUUGAAGGUAUUGUUGAUACCUUGGGUAAAUUAACUGGUUUAUCAGGUGCCACUGAUGCUAUCAACAAAUUAUUGAAUGAAGCCGUUUCUGAAUUGGAUGGUCUUUUGGAUGAAACUGGAUUAUCAGCCACUUUGAACAAAGAAGUUGAUUCAUUGGUUAAAACUGUUCAAGAUUUAUUGAAAAAUAUUGUCUCCACUUUAAACGGUGUUUUAUCUAACUUGUUAUCAUUAAACUUAAUUGGUGUUGUCACUUCAUUAUUAGGUGGUUUGUUGAAAACUUUAGGUGGUUUAUUAGGUGACUUAUAA